Messenger RNA from Danaus chrysippus (African queen), 339 nucleotides. NCBI's taxonomy places the organism in Eukaryota, Metazoa, Arthropoda, Insecta, Lepidoptera, Nymphalidae. The record is from the annotation of a GenBank genome assembly.
AUGUGUUCUCGCUGUCAGAAAGUGGCGCUGGCGGCGUGGAGGUCGCGACUGGCGGGCCGGUAUAUCACCGGGUUCACGGGUCCGAAUGGUCUGGGCCAUUGUCCGCCCGUGAGAAACAGUCACCUCACUGGCAACUCUGGUCGCGGAAGGCAGGCGAUGACCUCAGCGGACCGGUUCCAGCGGUUCCCUUCCCCCCUCCCGCCGCUCAUGCCCCCUCACCCCCCUCUCCCCUUCCCCUUAACAUAUGUUGUCGACCAAGAAAUGAUGGGGAUAGAAGGAGAAUUGGCACGUCAAAGUACUGUCGGUAAUAGAGCGAGUGGAGUGCGUGGUAGUCCCUAG